AUGGUAGCAAACAACGGGCUAAGGGCAAAUCCAAGCCGCCGGGAACUUAAGUUGUCCUUGGUCACUCACUGGGCACAGCACCAUCGGGCCAGGAAUGUAUUCUUAAGGGAAGAUACGGAGUUGGGUAUCCUUGUAUUCAUCCAUGAAACAGAAUAUUUAGCUGGAACCAGCAAUGAAGCAGCAUGAUGUGUUUCUGAAGAAGAAACACGUACGGAGAGUAGCAGCGGGUCCCGUGCGAGGGUGCUAUCUCGCCCAGUGAAAAAAAUAUUAGUCGAUUUAGAAAUUGAAGAAACAAAACGUAUGUCAAACAUUGACUUGUUCUAUUCGAAGAAUUGCAAGUGCUGAGAUUAAAAAAGGAAAAAUAUCUGUGGGAGAAAAAUAUGAGGGAAAGUGAAUGUGUUGUUUUCCACAGUAAAUAAAGAAAAUUAUACUUACAAAUUAAAAUC
Gryllus bimaculatus (two-spotted cricket) is the source of this 446-nucleotide messenger RNA. NCBI's taxonomy places the organism in Eukaryota, Metazoa, Arthropoda, Insecta, Orthoptera, Gryllidae. The record is from the annotation of a GenBank genome assembly.